CGGUAAACAAACUUCAUUCCAACCGGAACACAACCUCGAAGAAGAACUUUUGUGUUAGCAAUUAUUAUUAGCAUUGUGUCUGUGUCGCUUGGCAACGCCUUAAAAUUACAAUUUAGACACCAAUUUAAGGACAAAAUGGCUGAUGUGGAGGAAACUCUGAAGAGGAUUCAGAGCCAGAAAGGCGUUCAGGGAGUCAUCAUUGUGAACUCUGAAGGAAUCCCAAUUAAGACGACUCUGGACAACACGAGCACAGUUCAGUAUGCCGGCCUCAUCCAGCAGCUGGUGCUGAUGGCCAGGAGCACGGUGCGAGAGCUCGACCCCCAGAACGACCUGACCUUCCUUCGGGUCCGCUCCAAAAAGAACGAGAUCAUGAUUGCUCCAGAUAAGGACUACUUCCUGAUCGUCAUCCAGAACCCGUCGGCCUGAAACCCCGUCAGCUCUUUCCUCCCCCCAUGUGUCCCAGUCAGACUUCUAAGUUAACUCUUUUUCAUUUUGCACAAGAACUGAAGGACGAUUCAACGACAGAAAGUAAAACUGAUAAGAGCAGCAGAUUUCUACAGAUUUUUUUUUGUUUUUUUGCAUUAGCAUCUGCCUUCUCUUUGUGUCUCAGACCUGCAGUGUUUACUUUAGGCUUCACGUCGUCUUUUAUUCUCACAAAAAUGUUCUAAAUAUUGUCUGUAAAAAGACAAAAACGUGAAUAAAAUGUUUCAACGUUCAAAAUAU
Oryzias latipes (Japanese medaka) is the source of this 723-nucleotide messenger RNA. It is a transcript of the gene dynlrb1, whose product is annotated as dynein, light chain, roadblock-type 1. The record is from RefSeq and is a predicted model, not a curated record. Gene Ontology annotation, biological process: microtubule-based movement. Lineage: Eukaryota; Metazoa; Chordata; Actinopteri; Beloniformes; Adrianichthyidae. Gene Ontology annotation, cellular component: cytoplasmic dynein complex.